UUUAUAUCGGCGGUGGAUCAGCUGAUCUUCUGCAUUGCAGACUGCGGAUUCAGACAGCACGAUGUAUGCUCUCUUGGUCCUGGCCAGCCUUUUGGGCGUGGCUUUAGGCAGCCCUGUCCUUGGCCUAAAAGACUGCACCAGAGGCUCAGCAGUAUGGUGCCAGAACGUGAAGAUGGCUGCCGACUGUGGGGCCGUGAAGCACUGCCUGCAAACGGUCUGGAACAAGCCGACAGUGAAAUCCCUUCCCUGUGACAUAUGCAAAGACGUCAUCAAUGCAGUUGGCAACAUGUUGAAAGACAAUGUCACUGAGGAAGAGAUCCUUGAAAAUUUGGAGAAGACCUGUGACUGGCUUCCUUCUCCAAACUUGUCUACCUCCUGCAAGCAGAUAGUCCAGUCCUACUUACCGGUCAUCUUGGACAUGAUCAAAGGAGAAACGAGUCGGCCUGAGGAGGUGUGCUCUGCUCUCAUGUUCUGCCAGUCUCUCCAGAAGCACCUGGCUGAGUUGAAUCACCAGAAACAGCUUGAGUCCAAUAAGAUCCCGGAACUGGAUGUGUCCGAGGUGGUGGCUCCCUUCAUGGCCAAUAUCCCCCUCCUCCUCUACCCUCAGGAGGGGCCCCACAACAAGCCUCAGCCGAAGGCUAACGGGGACGUCUGUCAGGACUGCAUUCAGAUGGUGACUGACGUCCAGAAUGCUGUAAGGACCAACACUACCUUUGUUGAGGCCUUGGUGGAGCAUGUCAAGGAGGAGUGUGACCGCCUGGGGCCUGGCAUGGCUGACAUGUGCAAGAACUAUGUCAACCAGUAUUCUGAAAUUGCUAUCCAGAUGAUGAUGCAUAUGCAGGAUCAGCAACCCAGGGAGAUCUGUGCCUUGGUUGGGUUCUGUGACGAGGUGAAGGAGAUGCCCAUGAAGACUCUGAUUCCUGCCAAGGUGGCCACGGAGAAUGUCAUCCCUGCCGUGGAACUGGUGGAGCCCGCUAAGAAGGAACUGGUCCCGGCAAAGGCUGGCGUGUCCUGCGAGGUGUGUGAGUACUUGGUGAAGGAAGUGGUCAAGCUCAUUGACAACAACAGGACCGAGGUAGAAAUAAUGAACGCUUUGAAGAAAGUGUGUUCAAAACUGCCCACGUCCAUGUCCGAAGAGUGCCAAGAGGUGGUGGACAUGUACGGCAGUUCCAUCCUGUCCAUCCUCCUGCAGGAGGUCAGCCCUGAGCUGGUGUGUGGCAUGCUCCACCUCUGCUCCUCCCAGGGGCUGCCAGCUCUGACGGCACAUGUGACUCAGGUGAAGGAUGGCGGCUUCUGUGAGGUGUGUAAGAAGCUGGUUAACUACUUGGAUCACAACCUGGAGAAGAACAGCACCAAGCAGGAGAUCCUGGCUGCUCUUGAGAAAGGCUGCAGCUUCCUGCCCGACCCUUACCAGAAGCAGUGUGAUCAGUUUGUGACCCAGUAUGAACCUGUGCUGAUAGAGAUCCUGGUGGAGGUGAUGGACCCUUCCUUCGUGUGCCUGAAGGUGGGAGCCUGCCCUAAAGCCAAUAAGCCUCUUUUGGGAACUGAGAAGUGUGUCUGGGGUCCUAGCUACUGGUGCCAGAACAUGGAGACUGCAGGCCAGUGCAACGCUGUCGAGCACUGCAAACGUCACGUGUGGAACUAG
Molecule: messenger RNA, 1645 nt
Organism: Orycteropus afer afer
Lineage: Eukaryota; Metazoa; Chordata; Mammalia; Tubulidentata; Orycteropodidae
Source: RefSeq, a predicted model, not a curated record